AUGGUGCGCCUGCUGAGCUGCCUCCUGCUCGGAUACCUCACUUGGAAUCUGCAGAUCUCGGACGCGCAGGGGGAGUACUGCCACGGCUGGCUGGACGCCAGCGGCAACUACCACGACGGCUUCCAGUGCCCGGAGGACUUCGAUACGAGCGACGCCACCGUGUGCUGUGGUUCGUGCGCGCUCCGCUACUGCUGCGCCGCCGUGGACGCGCGCCUGGAGCAGGACGGCUGCACCAACGACCGGCCGGCCGCCGACAACACCGAGUAUGCGGCGCAGCCCGUCUACAUGCCCUUCCUUAUGGUGGGCAGCAUGUUCGUGGCCUUCGUAGUAGUGGGCUCCCUGGUGGCCGUCUACUGCUGCACCUGCCUGAGGCCCAAGCAGCCUGCCCAGCAGCCCAUCCGCUUCUCGCUGCGUAGCUGCCAGGGAGAGACCAUUCCCAUGAUCCUCACAGCAGCGCCUCCCAGUCUCCGCGCCCCGUCCAGACAGUCUAGCACGGCCACCACCAGCUCCAGCUCGGUGGGAGGCGGCGGCUCCGUUCGCAGGUUCUCAAUUGGGGGGCAACAGCAGCACAGCUGCCCAGUGUCGGCCACCGUGUCCGCGCCGAUGUCCGCUCCUGUGCCAAGCCGUCAGACUCUUCCGCCGCCUCUGCCGCCACCCUACACGUCUCCCGUGGCAUCGGGGGGUCUCCAGCACGCUCACGCUCACGCUCACGCUCAGCUGCCCAUCCAACAGCCCUCGCAGGGCGCCGCUUUCCUCCUGCCCCAGCAAUACUUUUUCCCCAUGCAGCCCGAUGCGUUUGGUUCGCCUAAGGCCUUCUCCGAUUUUGGUCAGAGUUGA
Molecule: messenger RNA, 837 nt
Organism: Nerophis lumbriciformis (worm pipefish)
Lineage: Eukaryota; Metazoa; Chordata; Actinopteri; Syngnathiformes; Syngnathidae
Source: RefSeq, a predicted model, not a curated record